AUGUCCUUCUCACUUUGGCCUCAUCCCAGUGAUGAUGUCGUCGUCGUUAUCAUCAAAUCCGGCGAAUUAAUCGCCCACGAGGAGGAAAAGUGGAAAAAAAUUCAGUUAGGCCCAAAAAAAAUCGAAAAUCAAAGUCGCGAAAAAUCCCAGGGUAGAGUGGAAAUCGGACGCCUAGAAGCAAAAUCUACUCGGCGAAGCUCUGCCGCGCGCUGCAGCAUGUCUGGAGAGGCGGCGGAUUCUGGCUUUCGCCUCUCUGCCGGUGCGACGGAUCAAGUCCUUGCGGCGACCGCGAUGGGAGAAGGGGCGGCGGGAGGAUGCCGCGCGGCCAGUGGAGUACAGGCUGGCGUCGGAAAAUCCGCUUUCGGCGGCCUGCGACGGCGUGGCAGCAGUGGACUGGUCCGGCGGCAGGCGGAGGAGGAGGGCUAA
Striga asiatica is the source of this 426-nucleotide messenger RNA. NCBI's taxonomy places the organism in Eukaryota, Viridiplantae, Streptophyta, Magnoliopsida, Lamiales, Orobanchaceae. The record is from the annotation of a GenBank genome assembly.